GAGUAAUCUGAGGCGGUGUUCGGAGGGGCAGCGCCGCUGGUCAGCCGAGUCCGACGGAGUUUCAGCUGCGCUGCGAUGUUCAGCCGUGGCCGACGCAGUGCAGCAGCAGCAAUUGCCUGAACUUUCGCCGUCCCCUCCGAGCGCUGUGUAAUAUCUUCUCAACGGUUCAUUGACCCUCUCGGCAAGAGCCCUGAACCCCUAGGUGGACUAGCAGCGCACUUCUCGCAACCCCCAAAUUCCCCGGUGCCGUUUCCGGCCCCUCAGCCGCGCGGCUACACACAUGCCUGGGAUAUUCUCAUGGAAGCACCGAAUUCUUGGCAGGAAGACUCCGGAGCCAGAACGAGCCGUGCAGGUUACGGUGCUUAGAGAUACUGUUGAUCGUGACUUGCAUAAUCACACACCGAGACGGAGUGUCAGGUUCAAUGACUCCCGCAACGAAUUCAGUCAGUACAAUGUGCCCGACUGGCAGAACGACUAUGGAGAGGCCAGGGUGAUCGGAUCUGUCAGUCCUGCUAAUGCAUCUGGAGUGGAUAAAUGCGAGCAGCCGUCGUCGGACUGGCGCUACGCGGACUCGUCCUAUCGGAUGUCGGUGGCUCCGUUGGCGUCGUCCGAAGUGCUGGACGACGACUCGCCGGCACUACGCGGAGGCCGCGGAUUCACGCCAUCGUCGGCUCCAGGCGCCAGCAGAGCCGGAGCCGUGCUGCAGCACCUCAGAGAACAGAAUGAUCACACGGAUUACGAAAGAGUGCGACCCUCAUCGACAUUACCGACAAUGGGAGCUCGAGCGAUGUCUCCGGUAAGGGGACCAACACAAAGCCAGUUUGGAGGGUCCCCAGCUACGAUGCCACGGUGGGACUCUGGAAGAGCCGAACAUUUCCACCAAAACGGCGAGUACGCAACCCCGGCUAGGCAACUCGAGCAGAUGAAUGUGGUCUUCCUGCAGGCAAACGAUGAGGUUAAAAGAGCCAUUCUUCCCCCUGAGGUGCAUAGCCUGGAUCAAGUGAAAAUGGCCUUUGUCCGUGCGUUCCCGAACAUUUCAAGGCAUUACAUUGAACAACCAUCCAUAAAAAUUUACAUCCAAGAGCCCUCCAAAGGACAGCUUUUCUACGAACUUGAUGAUCCUGGUGACAUACGCAAUAAGUCUGUCCUAAAGCUGCGUGAACACUCCAGUACCGGUAUACAAUCGCCAGCACGUUUUCUCGAGCAACCGGAUUAUUUGUCAGAAACGGAAAAUGACGAUGGUAGGCAAAGAUUCGUCUCACUGGCUCGACCGGCAUCAGCCAUGGCACACACAGACUAUCGCAAAACUCGGAAAGCGUACGAUAGCUAUGAUCCUUAUGGAAGUGAUACUAGUAGUCACGAUUCGCGAUCUGUAACAAGGAGUGGUUCUGCCACACCCAUCAUAGAUAAAGAGUCUAGAGCUCGUAUGGAAUCAAUGGAACGGCAACUUGCCGGUCUUUCCAGUCUUGUGCAUUCAGCGCUAGUUAGCAAAGGCAUGAGCGAGAGCAGCAGAAGAGACAUGGCCGACCUACGUAGAGAAAUUCUCGCCCUACAUCCAGACGCUGAACGAGCAGCUUCAGAAGAACCGCCGUCAUUGCCUGAUAGUAUCUCUUCGCAUACACAAAGUCAGCUUGACCAUCUUCGGCAGCAAGUGCAUAAAGCGAGCCAGGACAUGAAGCAGUUGAGAAGGACGGCACAGGUGAACGCUCAGAAUGCCAGAAAUUAUAUUCAUGAGGCUGGCGAAGAGAUUGCGCGAUUGAUAACGCAAAAGAUCUUGCAGCAUAACAUGAAUGACAACCACAAAAAUGAUAAUGGUGCAGUCGUUGCAUCGAAAGAGGAGGUAAACAGAGAACGAAGAUCGCAUGAGCAACGGCUGUCACGGCUGCUUGAAGGACUAUCUAAGUUUGAGAGUAAUGUGGAAUCGGUGAGAAGCAGCGUGCUGACGAGCAAUCGCAAGCUACGGAUGUCCGAAGUGGAAUCUUUGACGGAAGGUCUGACGCAAAUAGGAAGAGAAGCUGCUACUUUGAAGACCGAAUUCCCACCUAUCCAGUCAGCCAUCGAAUCCCACAUCAAAGAUGAUAUGGAGCGUAUUGUCCGUGAGGAGAAGUACAUUCGAGACCAAACGGCGGCUGUGGAUCAAAGCCUGAGACGGUGCAAAGCCCUAGCUAACAUUAUGGUCACCAUGAAAAAGCUCGCCAUGGUGCAAGAUCCCACUAUACAACGGACGAAGAAGGAAAGCAUCUCCUCAGUCGCGUCCAGCACUCCCCCAGCACCUGCACCACCUCCACCACCUCCUCCUCCACCAGCUCCGGCAGCAAACAAUGUACAGCAGCCGACAACGAACGGUCCACAACAGAAUGGAUCCGACUUCGUUGCCCCGUACACUCCAAAUAUCUCAAAGAACGCACCGGAGCAGAUGCCGCCAGUGCCACAAUCUCCUCUUUCGCCAGCAAACGAAUUGGAUAAUGUCCUGGAAGAGGUUUCUCCGAGCGGGAUCCCUCCACGCCCUCCGAGCAGGUAUUCGGUGCAAGACGUGCGCACGAAAUUCCAAAAACCACCUGAGCUUCCUGAACAAAUCAAAAGCCUGAUAGACGAAGUUGCUCGUCGAGCUUCACCUGGUCCAGAUGCGAACGAGCGAAGAUUGGAUUUGGAAGAAAGGCAGGAACGCUUAGCAGAAAAACAGCGACAGCUUCGCUCGCAGUUCCAGCAACUACAGCAAAUGACUCCCUUGCCUUGAACAAUGAGAUCCGCAACGCUUUCGCUGGAAAUCACCUAUUGAAACAUCUGUUGUAGACAUUUUUAUAUUUAUUGAGAGAUUUAUUUGUUCUACAACGUUUGAUUUUCAACUGUUCCAAGCAAAACCUAGUUGUUUUCUUUUUUUGAGAGCUCUAACAAAAGUGCUAUUUUUUUCUCUGGGAAACAAACACGAUUGAUAAGUAAAUAUUUACUCUA
Molecule: messenger RNA, 2952 nt
Organism: Cylicocyclus nassatus
Lineage: Eukaryota; Metazoa; Nematoda; Chromadorea; Rhabditida; Strongylidae
Source: the annotation of a GenBank genome assembly